Molecule: messenger RNA, 2662 nt
Organism: Amphibalanus amphitrite
Lineage: Eukaryota; Metazoa; Arthropoda; Thecostraca; Balanomorpha; Balanidae
Product: mannose-1-phosphate guanyltransferase beta-like
Exons: 10
Coding region: 472-1596 (374 amino acids)
Biological process (GO): cell wall mannoprotein biosynthetic process; GDP-mannose biosynthetic process
Cellular component (GO): cytoplasm
Molecular function (GO): GTP binding; mannose-1-phosphate guanylyltransferase (GTP) activity
Source: RefSeq, a predicted model, not a curated record
CAGAUAGCGGGAAAGUUUUGAAAGCUUUCAUUCGAGUAUUCGGCAUUCUUAGGACGCAAAUAAUUUGUAUAUUUACAUUUAAGAAACUAAAAGUGUUCCAAAUUGCAGUGUUUCUAUAAGAUAUUUAUCCAUUUUUUUCAGCGAUAGCGUGCAUCAUCGCUUAUUUUUGAACAGGUGGAGUAACGUAACUGUUUUCUUCUUAGAAAGCGUAGCCCCAUGAUUCUUGAGUACGCCCUCAGAUACAAACUUGAGCGCAGACGGUAGGUAGGUAUGGACAUAGAAGCACAUUUGGGCAGCCUGUAUCAAUUAUCAAGGAAAUACUGCUUGAAUUGAUCAGACAGCAAACUUGAGCUACUGUGACCUACGUACCUCAUUGCAUCAAACUACAUUUAUCAGCGGUUAGUGCUUGCUUUUGCUUCAUAGCAGUUCACAUAUUAUUCAGGAAGUCAAGGAUUGACUGGCUGCUUCACCAUGGCUCCUCAGGCUGAACCACAAAAAGCUGAGAAUUUGAUGAACAUGAAGGCGCUGAUUCUGGUGGGCGGGUUCGGCACGCGUCUCCGCCCGCUGACGCUGUCGCGGCCCAAGCCGCUGGUCGAGUUCGCCAACAAGCCGCUCGUCCUGCACAUGAUCGAGGCGCUGGUGGACGCGGGCGUGUCGCACGUGGUGCUGGCCGUCUCGUACCGGGCAGAGCAGAUGGAGCAGGAGCUCCGGCAGGAGGCCGAAAAGCUGGGUGUCCAGAUCACGUUCUCGCUGGAGACAGAGCCGCUGGGCACGGCCGGCCCGCUGGCCCUGGCCAGGGACAUCCUGGCUUCCAACGACGAGCCGUUCUUCGUGCUCAACUCGGACAUCAUCUGCAACUUUCCGUUCAGGGAUAUGGUCAGCUUCCACCGCAACCACGGCAAGGAGGGCACCAUUGUGGUGACCAAGGUCGAGGAGCCCUCUAAAUACGGUGUUGUCUGCUACGACGAGAGAGGCCGCAUUGAGCGGUUCGUCGAGAAGCCGCAGGAGUUUGUUUCCAACAAAAUUAACGCCGGACUGUACAUCUUCAACACAUCGAUCCUGGACAGAAUUCAGCUGCGUCCGACCAGCAUCGAGAAGGAGAUCUUCCCCGUGAUGGCCGAGGACGGUAAUCUGUUCAGCUUCGAGCUGCAGGGCUUCUGGAUGGACGUCGGACAGCCCAAGGACUUCCUCACCGGCAUGUGCAUGUACCUGACGUCGCUCAAGACCAAGGAUCCGUCGCUGCUGUACAAGGGGGACGGCGUGGCCAGCGGGGUGAUGGUGGACCCUACGGCGCGGAUAGGCAAGAACUGCAAGAUCGGCCCGAACGUCACCAUCGGGCCGGACGUCAUUAUCGAGGACGGUGUGCGCAUCAAGCGCGCCACCGUGAUGCGAGGAGCCCACAUCAAAUCGCACUCGUGGAUCGAGAACUCGAUCGUCGGCUGGCGCUGCGUCGUAGGACGAUGGGUUCGCAUGGAGAACGUCACCGUACUCGGCGAGGACGUCAUCGUCCAGGACGAGAUCUACGUCAACGGCGGCAUCGUGCUGCCGCACAAGUCGAUAGCCGCCUCCGUCUCCGAGCCCCGCAUCAUCAUGUAGUAGCGUGGUGGGAGAGGUCUGACGUCACUGGAGGACAGGUUUUGACGUCAUUGGAGGACGGCUGCUAAUGAUCAGCUGUGUUUGACGUGAUUCCGUGGCGGCGCCAUUGGGUUUUACUUGCUCCAGGGCUGGCGUCUGGUGUGACGCCGUCGGUGGGGGUGGGUCGGGUCUGCCGCUGUAACUGGCGAUCUGUCGUUGCGAUGACGUCUCUGCGGCUGGUCCGAUUCGGCGCCUCCCCGGCGGCCCAGGGGAGGUAUAUAAUGUCCGCUGUCGCUGGGUCGGGGGGUGGUGUGGGGGCCAGUGGGGGACACUGGACCGUGCCUUUCCGGAGGUUGUGUACAAAUUCAGGCGGUGCGGUGUACUGCCGUUUGUGGCGUCUGUGGCGCGCCUGGUCCACGUGUGACGUAUGUGACGCACAGCGUUUCUGCGCCGUUUGGGUUCGGGUAUCGGGCUGACGGGACCUCUCCUCUGAAUUUUGUCGAAGUCACGAUCGGUCCUCACACGUCGCGGUUUGCGGUGCGGGUGUAACGCGCACAGCACGACCGUUCCUGGGUACUCUGGUGUCUACCGGCGAACUUGACGGUUAAAUCAUGCGGAACUAUUUAAAUUUGGUGUGCGGCUUGAAUGACGUGGACAUUUCCUCACGGCAUCAGCUCUUGACCCUCCCAUGAUGGGAUGAUUUGUAACCGGAGAAUGACUGAGCUACCGAGAUUGUGCAUGGUUACACAUUUUCCAUCUGUCCUUUUGAUUUUCAAUGGUAUUCGUUAUCAUGAGUGGGGUAUGAUUGAUAUAUAAAGCAUAAUACUUUGUUCAGUUUUCCGAACUGUUGCUUGAUGUUUAUUUUACACGGCGUUGUAUUUUGUAUAGUAUAUUUUAUUUUGUCAAGUUUCAUUGCUGUGUGAUGAAUUAUGCAUGGAUGCAAAUUAAUGGCCAAGUAGAUUGUUGUAGAUUUGAUAAAUUUUCCAUCGCAUUGUCUGAUAUGCCAUUGGUGUACUGGCACAAUGUAUAUGAUGUGGUGAUUAUUUGAUCGUCGUGCGAUUGAAUAUACCGCGUGAUGGGUUACCAA